Molecule: messenger RNA, 717 nt
Organism: Symbiodinium sp. CCMP2592
Lineage: Eukaryota; Dinophyceae; Suessiales; Symbiodiniaceae
Source: the annotation of a GenBank genome assembly
AUGAUGCAAGACAACGGCAUCAAGAUCGCCGGUCGAUCUCAUCACUGCCGGGUCAAGCCGGGUGGCUCUCGUGAAGGCCCGUCACAGGAGGUAAGCAGCAGCACGUUCUUGCAGAAACGGGUGAAUUCGACACUGGAGGGCAAAGAGGUCAAGUGCCCUGGGCCACACACAACUGGAAUGGUGGCUACACAGGCACCAUCAAGAAGACUUGAGAAUGAAAGGUCAGUGCCGAUGCGGGCCGUCAACAGGAACCUACUGACAAUUCAGAGAAGGGACAAGGAGCUGGCGACCUGGAGCGCUCACCGGGCAGACUCCCCCGGGCUGCGUCUUGAUUUCUGUAAUUGGUCCAAGUGCCUUAUGCCUUAUGCUGCUUGCGCCCAGUGUUUCAAUGAUGGUCAGGAAUUUGGUCAAGCUCGUCUGGGCCUAAGGUCCCGCCGAAAAAAAACCUGGAGAAAGAGAUUCGCUGUCCUCUCCCACAGAGGCUCUGGAUGCUUCAGGCAAGAGGAGCUGAGUUACUGGCUGAAUUCGUUUCACAGUGCGAGCUCCACAAAAGGAGGAAGACUUACACCUCUCGUGCUCGGUGAAGAAGUGCGGUUUCACGGCCACGGUGGAGGGUGGGGCGGUGGGGAGCUCUGGAGUAGCUGCAUUCAGCCAACAGCCAGGAUGCAGCAAGGCUUGCGCUGCUUCACAAUGCGAAAGCGCCGCACUCACAGGUGA